GUCAUUCCGCUCAACUGAUGACGCAUUCGGAACGCGACUCGGGAAGCUGUGUUUGCAAACUGUUUACAGGAACGAUAUAAAACAAACAAGGCUGAUAUUUUAAAAAGGCUACAGCGAAGAUGGCAGUCAAGACAGGAGAGGACCGUUUGAAGGAGAUGGAGGCUGAGAUGGCUCUGUUCGAGCAGGAGGUGCUGGGUGCGCCAGUCUCGGGGCCCUCAGUCACAGACGAGAUGGAGGUGGAGCCGGAGCUGGAGCCAGAACCCGAGGAGGGGCCUGUAGCCGUCGCCAUGCCAACGGAACCCGUGAUCCGGGCCAUCAUAGGAACCAACACCUACAGACAGGUCCAGCAGAGCCUGGAAGCCAGAGCCGCUGCCUUCGUUGUGCCCCCCCCCUGUGGUUUCGUAGGACCAGGAAUGCCUCCCCACCCUCCCUCUGUCAUGAGACCAGCGUUCGUACCGCACAUCCUCCAGAGACCAGGCGGGCACAGAAUGCCCAUGAUGCGCGGCCCCCCUCCUCAGUCCAUGGUGGCCCCCCCCAUGCCCAGACCUCCUCCGCCUCCCCCCAUGAUGAUGAGACCCCCCAUGCCUGGACCGCCACAGCAUCACAUGGGGAAUAUGGGACCAAUGUCACCGGGGGUUGGUAUGGCGCACAUGGUUCCUGUGCCCAGGCCGGUGAUGCAGGCCCCUCCUAAGAUGAGCCCCACUGUGAUCCAGGCGGCCCCCACAGUCUACACAGCUGCGCCUGUCAGCAGGAAGCAAGAAGGCCACAAUGCAGCCCGCCAGGCCCGUGUGGAGGAGCUGUUGGCGUCGGUGGCGCAGCAGCAGGCAGCGUUGGCGCUGAUGGAAGAGAAGGAGGCCUCCGCUGCGCUGGACGAGUCGGUGAUCGGACCCAGCAUGCCUGAGCAGGAGCCUGUGCACGCUGAGGCACUAGAGGGCAGCAGUGCGGAGGACAGGAAGAAGAGCAAGCAGGAGAAGGCGAAGCGCUGCAUCCGCACUGCGGCCGGGACGUCCUGGGAGGACCAGAGCCUGCUGGAGUGGGACACGGAUGAUUUCCGGAUCUUCUGUGGUGACCUGGGUAACGAAGUGAACGAUGACAUCCUGACCCGGGCGUUCGGACGCUACCCCUCCUUCCUCAAAGCCAAGGUGGUCCGGGACAAACGCACAGGCAAGACCAAGGGCUACGGCUUCGUGAGCUUCAAGGACCCCAACGACUACGUGCGUGCCAUGCGGGAGAUGAACGGUAAAUAUGUGGGCAGUCGCCCCAUUAAGCUGAGAAAGAGCACGUGGAAGGACCGGAACAUCGAGGUCGUGCGGAAGAAACAGAAAGAUAAGAAGAAGCUGGGACUGAGAUAAGGGAGGGAGGGUCUGUGAGUUCUGGUGGGGUGGGGCGGUGUUGGGAGGGGGGGUCCAGUGUCAGUCACUUACAGAGGCGAAAUCUGCAAAGGGGGUAGAUUUAGAGACAAACAACCCCUCAAUAACAGGAACAGAACCCAGAUAAGGGAUGGAGGGUGUUAGUGUGGGAAGAGAUGAGUCUGUAUGUCCCUGUGAGAGAUGGGGAGUCCGGUCUCGCUUAGAGAGACUGCCUGUCUUAUAGAAACAUCUGCAAACUGACUCAUAUGCAAAUGGGGUAGAUUUAGAGGAAAAAAACUGCUAUCGGAACAACCCAAUGACUCAAAACAAGUCAUUCAACUGCUUUUGAAGCUACUUACUGCUGAGAAAAUGUUAUAGGUGAACUCCCCCCCCUUUCCUGUUCUGAUUGGGUCUUCUCAGAACAGUUUUUCAUAUUGACUAUCAACCUUCACAAAUAACUUUAAACCAUUGAAUACAGAAUAAAUAUUAUAAAUAUAUUAUA
Molecule: messenger RNA, 1851 nt
Organism: Polyodon spathula (Mississippi paddlefish)
Lineage: Eukaryota; Metazoa; Chordata; Actinopteri; Acipenseriformes; Polyodontidae
Gene: rbm42
Product: RNA binding motif protein 42
Exons: 11
Coding region: 120-1352 (410 amino acids)
Molecular function (GO): mRNA binding
Source: RefSeq, a predicted model, not a curated record